AUGGUGCUGCUGGCUGGGCCCGGGCCGGAGGGCGGCGGGACACGCUGCUUGUCCCCGCAGUCGCCGACGCCACCCCGGGGCGCGCAGACAGGGGACGACCCGGGGGACUACGAGGAGUACGAAGACUUCUCGAGUCUGCCGGACACCCGCAGCAUAGCAUCAGACGAUUCCUUCUACCCUCCCGGAGGCGAGGAGGAGUGCGGCGCGGCGAGCGCGGAGUGCGUCCCGGAGGGCGUCCCGGAGGCGGCGACCCUCCUGCGCGCCGCCUGCACCAACGACGUGGGGCUGCUGCGGGCGCUAGUGCUGCGCGGUCCGAGUUCCGAGGAGGUACAAGAGACUGACCGCAACGGCCGGACUGGCCUUAUUGUGGCAUGCUACCAUGGCUUUGUGGAUACUGUGGUGGCCUUAGCAGAGUGUCCCCACGUUGACGUCAACUGGCAGGACAGCGAAGGGAACACGGCCCUCAUCACAGCUGCACAGGCAGGGCAUGCCACCAUCACCAACUACUUGCUGAAUUAUUUCCCCGGUCUGGACCUAGAAAGGAGGAACAUAUUCGGCUUCACAGCCCUCAUGAAAGCAGCCAUGCAGGGCCGAACGGAGUGUGUGCGAGCCUUGAUGCUGGCAGGGGCAGAUGUUCAAGCGAGGGAUCCCCGUCGUGGGAUGUCACCACAGGAGUGGGCUGCAUACACUGGCCGAGUGGAGGCUGUUCGUGUCAUGCAGAGGCUGAUGGAGCGACCCUGCCCAGAGCAGUUUGGGGACAAGUACAAGCCGGAAUUGCCGCUUCCCCCUGAGGUGCUCUUGAAGCCCCCAGGUUCCAAAAACUGCUUUCAGAGAUUCGCUGAGUUCCUGCGGACCACUCUGAGCUCCCGCUCAGGCCAGAGCCUGGAGGAUGGAGGCGUCCUUGAUCACAUGGUCAGGAUGACCACAAGUCUCUAUAGCCCUGCUGUUGCUGUCGUCUGCCAGACCGUGUGCCCAGAGAACCCUCCCUGUGUGGGGAAACGACGCCUGGCGGUGCAGGAAAUCCUAGCAGCUAGGGGGGACCGGGACGCCUGUGCUCUGGAUAGCAACAAGGUAGAGGGCUCUGACCCGCAAUUCCAGACUUUGGAGGGUCCCAGAGCCAGCCCCUGGCCAUCCCAGUCCUCUGGGGCCUCAGGAUCCACCCCUGCCCCUGUCUCUCGGAAGGCCAGCCUCCUGCCCUUGCAGUUGCUGCGGAGGAGCAGUGUGCGGCCAGGUGUGGUGGUCCCCCGAGUGCGCAUCUCCAAGGCCCCUGCACCCACCUUCCAGCCCGAGCGCGCAGCACCCAAGGGCAACACCAAGGACAGCAUCCACCUGCAGAUCCCCAAGUGGCGGUACAAGGAGGCCAAGGAGGAGAAGAGGAAGGCGGAGGAGGCGGAGAAGAAACGCCAGGCAGAGGCUCAGAAGGAAAAGCGGGCACCACGCUGGAGGAAAAGGACGUGAAGGGGGCCAUGAUGCCCACCGUGUGUGUGCCUGGUGUGGGGAGGCCGCGCUGGGAUCCAGCUGGGAGGCUGCGGGUGGUGUAGACAGCGCCACCGAGACGGUGCCCCUCUCUGCCCUGGGGUGCAUGCUGCAUUACACAGCCUCUGCCUGGGCCGUACUCCUUUCCCAGACCCACGAAGGGGGGGUUCACAUUGCUCCCAAGACAGAAUUGAAAAGACUAUAAAUGGUUUUUGCUUAAAACUAGUUCCCUGAGCAAUCUAUACACCCAAAGGGCAGUUUGCCUAGAAGUCACCCCUCAGAGGACCCCAAUUAAGAGUUUAAAAACUUAAAUUAUCAAAGGGCAUUUUCGCAUACUUUGUAUUUUGUUAUUUAUGAAAAAUUGCAGCAUUUUGCGAGUGGCAGGCUCUUUGUAAUUAAGGCAGUUUUAAUAUUUGCGUUUGGAGACCCUUUGUUUAAAAACGCCGUCUCUAGCAAUAAAUACUUGUAAUGACUGUGUGAAUUACACAGAACUCAUGGGAUUCUCCCCUUUUGCCAUUUGGUUCUGGCCUUUGCCUUCUCGUGUCCCAUGGACACACCUGUGCACUGGCUUUUCCUUUGAACUUGAGUGAUGCCAAAUGCCUGUUUCUACUUGAUGAAGGCACGGACUGCUAUUCAAAAUGAUCAAGUGGGAUGGAAGUCUUACUUUCGUUUCGUUUUUAAAAUUCUUUUGUUCCUAUCAUUGUCGUCAUCAUCAUCAUCAUCAUUGAAAGUGCUAGGGCACAUUGCAGAAGUGUAUAUGUUACUAGGACCAAACUCAUUUAAAGCAAAGGGCUUGGAUAGACCAUCUUCCAGACGAUUUGAGGAAAACAAUUAUUUAAGGGGGGCAGAUUUAACAAAUGAGUGGUAGAAACCAAGUCAUAUGUGCUUAGAAAAAACCAAACAUGGAUAUCCUUAAAAAUGUCAAAGCUGCAGAGGGUAAGGGAUGCUGCAAAAUGCUGAGGAGCAGACAGGUGACCUUUAGAACAGGUGGUACACACUUGAUGCUGGACAGUGGUUUGGGGAAGGUUUUCCUGGAGCGAGCCACACUCUGAUGGUGGCCCUCUCCUCCAGAGAGUCCCUUGUGCGUUUUGAUGGACAGUUCCCCUUUGAUGAGCCCCAAGGUUCAGCUCAUUCCCACACCAACUCUGUAGAACUUCCAGUACGUGGGGACUUUGGCGGGGAUGGGAUUUACCUUGGGUGCCAACCUGUCAGUAAAAAGUUUUCUUUCUCUUUCUUUCUUUUAUUUCCAAAGCAUUGAAAAAAUCCCAGCUGGGUCUUAGAGUAUCUGUAUCAUGCACUUUAUUUGAAUAUUUAAUGUAAAUACUUGGAAGCAAUAGAUUCAGAAUAUUACAGACUGAUUUGGAAGCCCUUUGCUGAGGUCCGUCCCACACUGUGGGUGCACGUAGGGAGUGGGGGGGGCACUGGCUUAAUCUCUUUCUUUCCUCCUUGAUACCAUUAGACAUCGAGCAACGAGAGAUCUCACACUAGCCUUCCCCCAAACUCCAUAAAAUAGGACCUUAGGCUACUCCCAGGUGGGUUUAACACUGGUGUCACCAUUCGGUGUUUAAAAAAUCACAUUUAGUAAGUUUCUCUUUAGCCCUAGAAAGGUACCAAGGUGAAUGCUGGGGUCUUGACCCUCCUCUACAGCUAUUGAUGUUAGUUGGCUGGGUUCACCCUUGUGACCCAAGCCUUUGGAUUGGCUACGUCUCCUUGGGGGCUGUGAGGACCACAAGCAACCUCAGUUAUCUUUUGGGGCCAUCUUUCCUGUCUCUUUUGGCAUUGUGUGUCUUCCUGUCAUAUACAUAUAGCCUGCAGUACCAGCUAGCUUUUCACGGGCCCCGCCACUGUGAGCCAAGGCAGUGUCAAAAUGCUUGCAAUCCACGUUCCUCAUGCUGUUUGUCCACAGGUACAACACCAACCGUUUUACUCCAUUUCCCUGCUUCAGAGGGGGAGCUGUAUUCCAGUGCAGUGGGAAGUACCAAGGUGAAGGCUGCUGAAGUUAUUGGAACUGUGACUUCUCAGCAGGGGCUGUAGGAAGCCCCACUGCUUUUAGGGGGCUUUUCCUGGACACCCAGCUUGAGCUCCCAUAAAGGCCCUGUUUUUUUGCAGCUUGUCUGGUUGUCUCCUGACUUGGGAGAGCAGAGGAGCAGGCCUGGGGAUUUGCUUGCUCUUGUGUGUAUUAACUGUGAAUAGUCAAUUCCAAGUGAACAGGUGUCUUCUCAGGGAUUUAUACAUAAAUAGAGUUAGGGGGAAAGUUAAAGUGUAUUUUAAAUCUUUUGAUGUUUAAAUCAAUUAGGAUUAAACUGGACAGAAGAAAUAUUUCCAAGAUAGUGUCAGAGCUGCUGUUUCUAAGUGAGAUCUUGGGACUUGUCUCUCAGUAGAGAUUUAUGGGGACCACAGCAGUGGGAAUGGCUGUGGAUAUGGCUGUGGCUGCUUCUGGGUGUAACCCUUGUGUUAACAGUUACCUCCAGAUAAGCAGAAGUGACUGACGCCGAAAUGGAUAAUCCAUAACCCCCUAGAACUGUUCACUGCACCCCUGGUCUUUUUGCCUUGCUUUCAGGGAUGAAAUAUCCACAGUCAUUCUACAGGAAGCCACAGAGUGCCUCAGGAAGGAUCAGGGAGCCUUGCACACUUGGUCCACCGUGGCUUCCAUGGCAGUGUGCCUGCUGCCCUGGAGCAGGACAGCAGGUGACAGGAGGGACUUCCCACCUUCCUCAGCCCCUUCCAGGCUGCUGGGCCACACCCGAUACCUCCGAAAAAAAGUCAAAAUGGCCAGGGGUUUUCCAGCCCAGCUUUGGAUUCCCCUGACUCCUCUUGCACAUCAGGAAAGGGAGGGUUCAUGAGGUUGGCUAGAAAAUGGGUUUUAUAGACUCAGAGAGGGUGUGCCAAGAGGCCAUGUCCCAUUCCUUCCCAGCUGGCAGCUGGGACCAGGUCUCUGGAAUGGAGCUAAGGUUGUUCUAGAUAAGACAAGGCUUGUGGGAAGGGGGCUGGCUCCAGUCCCCAGGAGUCUGGAGGCAUCAACAGUUAUUUCCCAUGCUGCUCAGAGUGACGGCCUCUCACUGUAAACUCCCUCCUGUUGUACAGUAAGGGGGCUUUUCUCUUCUAGUGGUUGGGAAAUUCCAGCAGGGUCCCCGUGAGUUCUCCAGUGCUGGUCACUGUCUGGAUUCUGGUUUGUGCCUCCAGCCCUUGGUCCCUUCCAGCUGGACAACAAUGUCACGGCUUCUAGAGAAUGAAGGAGGGAACACUGACCAUGAUGGAAUCUUAGAAAACAACAAAGUCACAUUUAUAACAGAAGGAUACCUGGGACCAUCAGACCAGGGUAGAGUGAGCCACACAGAAUGAAAAGCCACUUCCUAGUCACCAUUACCAGCUCCGGACAUCUAUGUAACUUGAGUCAACGAUUCAUUUCUUUGCCCCUGAAGUCACAUGUUUAUUCCUUAACAUUUUAGAUAAGUGACUGAAAAUUCCUCUGGAGGCUUUAUUGUAUUUAUUAUUAUUAUUAUUUAAAGGCUCAACAGUGCUACCUGGGUUGGUCUGGCUGGGUUGGUUUGGCUGGUUUUCAGGUGUUGCUGUUGGAUGCUACAUGCUACACAUGGGGUUUUCACACUCUGCCCCGGCCUGAAGUAAGACUGUAAUGAAAGGCAAAGCCACCAUUGUGCGUCGGCCCCCCUCAGCAGCAGGCUAUAUUAAUGGGGACCAUGUAUGAUACCACUGACAUGUGCAAACUGAAGGGCCAGAAGUCUGUGCUUGUAAAUGUACUAGCUACAGUGGCUCACAAUGAACCCCCCGGGAGUGUCUCUGUGACCUGUUUUGAGGUGUGGUUUCAGGCAGAUUGCAAGGCCUGAGGGUCUACCUGGAGUCCCCAAAUAAUGUGAAAGCUGACGUGGCUGGAGUUUUCACACCCUAGGCUGUCCUGUUAGAGUACGGUGCUGACCCAGGUGGCUAAGAGCAGAUAACCAGCCACAUCUGGGUCAGCUCUGGCUUUGAUGUGUGUCAGUUGCAUGAGGGGUCCAGACCCAAAAGGACCCCCCAGAAGAGCUCUCCCAUCCUCCCAUAGCUGCCCUUCUGCUUGGGGGGGGAGUAUAUUCUGUGGGACUUGACCCAGGUGGACACCCUAGAAUAGCAUGUUAUCUAAGGGAGCUUUGGGAUGUCCCAGUCUGCCUCCGUAUUAGGUCGGCUGACUAGUUCUGGUUUUGAAAACGUUCUCUUGGCUGUGAUGUGACUUCUGUUGUUUUAAAAGAAAAUGUAGAUGGGAGAGAAAUGAAGCUGGCCAUCCUAGGCAGAGCAGUAGGCUGUGUUCAUAGAUUUGGAGAGUAGUAA
Molecule: messenger RNA, 5796 nt
Organism: Peromyscus eremicus (cactus mouse)
Lineage: Eukaryota; Metazoa; Chordata; Mammalia; Rodentia; Cricetidae
Gene: Ankrd33b
Product: ankyrin repeat domain 33B
Exons: 4
Coding region: 1-1458 (485 amino acids)
Molecular function (GO): protein binding
Source: RefSeq, a predicted model, not a curated record